ACAGCUGAGCAGGACACAAGCACGUGUACAAAAAUCUUAUCAAUUUGCGUAUCAGUCUUUCUUAUCAAACGUUGCAUAAUAAGUUUCUUAAUUGAGACAUUGAUUAUUGAAUCGUUGUCGCGUGAUUAAUACUUUAUACGUUUAAUACAUGCUCAACAAAAUGAAUUUAUGUCUUGGUGCUACAAACAGACUUUUAGCAAGGCACUGUGCCACUGUGGCAAAUAUUGCUAAGCCUUUGAUCCCAUCAACAGUCAGAAAAUCUCUAUUCGAAAAUAAGAAGAUUCUGCCAUUUUCCUCUUUCUUGACUGAUACUCAUGGUAGAAAGCACAAUUAUUUGAGGAUUUCCUUAACAGAGCGCUGCAACCUACGAUGUCAGUAUUGCAUGCCAGCUGGAGGUGUUGACUUAACCACAAAGGACAAACUACUAACAACAAGUGAAAUCAUUAAAAUUGCUUCUGCUUUUGUAGUAGAAGGAGUAGAUAAAAUUAGGUUGACUGGUGGGGAGCCCUCCAUCCGUCCUGAUAUUGUUGAGCUUGUUGAUGCCUUGAAAAAACUUGAUGGCUUGAAAACUUUAGCUAUGACUACCAAUGGAUUGCUUUUAUCCAGAAAGUUACCUGCUUUGAAAGCAGCUGGCUUAAAUAUGCUCAAUGUUAGCCUAGAUACUCUCAUUCCAGCCAAAUUUGAGUUUAUUACUCGCAGAAAAGGAUUUGAAAAAGUUCUUCAAGGCAUUGAUGUCUCUUUGGAAUUGGGAUACAAUCCACUCAAACUUAACUGUGUUGUGAUGCGUGGUUUGAACGAAGAUGAAUUGCAUAGCUUUGUUGAACUUACCCGUGAUAAAGACAUUGAUGUUCGGUUUAUCGAAUAUAUGCCAUUUGAAGGAAACAAAUGGAAUGGUAAAAAAAUGGUUCCUUAUCACGAAAUGUUGGAAAUUAUUAGACGAAAAUACAGCGACUUGAUGCGUUUGGAAGAUGCAGCUAAUGACACAUCCAAAGCCUAUCAGGUGCCGGGAUAUCGCGGGAAAAUCGGCUUCAUCACGUCCAUGUCAGAACACUUUUGUGGCUCGUGUAAUCGCUUGAGACUAACUGCUGAUGGAAAUCUGAAAGUGUGUCUCUUCGGGAACGCCGAAACCUCGUUGAGAGACUUACUGAGAGAUGGGGCUUCAAACGAAGAAUUGAUUGCCGUUGUCGGCCAAGCCGUUGGACGGAAGAAAAAGCAGCACGCCGGAAUGUCAAAUUUGCCUUCGAUGAAAAAUCGUCCCAUGAUUUUGAUCGGUGAUCCCAAUGGUCUAUUGACAGGGGGUUCCAUAGCUACGAGUUCCGUCCGUUUUUACUGCACCACUAAAGAAGACAACCAGAACAACCAUGACAAUUACCUAGAUGAUCCGUGGACGAAGUUCAGAGAAACUAAUGCUUCACUCCUUCAAGUAUCUUCUAUGUUUCAUGCCCCAGCUCCACAUGAAAAUGAACCAGUUCAAGAACCAUCAAAAUCUGCGACCUCAAAUGUCAACAGUGAACAGGUUCAGUUGACUCAUGUUGAUCAUCAAGGGCAGGCUCGAAUGGUAGACGUAAGUGACAAGGCAUGGACCAUUCGACGAGCUAGAGCUCAAGCUACUGUUUGGAUUGGACCUGAAGCUUUCCAUCUAGUAGCUGAAAAUCAAAUAAAAAAAGGUGAUGUUCUUAAAGUUGCCGAAAUAGCAGGCAUCAGCGGCGGAAAGUUGACUUCGCAGUUGAUUCCGCUGUGUCACCCUAUCGCUCUUCAUCAACUUCGCGUUCACUUAUCCCUUGACUCAAUCAAUCACUGCGUUAAUGUAGAAAGUGAAGCAGUGACACGAGGUCCAACGGGUGUUGAAAUGGAAGCUCUAACAGCUGCAUCAGUCGCUUGCUUAACAAUAAUUGAUAUGGUUAAAGCGGUGACUAGAGAAGCUGAAAUUCGUAAUCUUCAAUUGGUUAGUAAAUCGGGAGGAACUCGUGGUGACUUUAAUCGUACAAAAAAUGACAAUGUACCAUUCCGUUGUUAAGUUUAAAAUUAUCUAUUUUGUUUAAACGAAUUGGAAAAUGCAAAUUUAAAGACAGUUAA
Messenger RNA from Daphnia pulex (common water flea), 2076 nucleotides. RefSeq names its product GTP 3',8-cyclase, mitochondrial-like. The transcript has 9 exons. Lineage: Eukaryota; Metazoa; Arthropoda; Branchiopoda; Diplostraca; Daphniidae. The coding region runs from base 149 to 2017 and encodes 622 amino acids. The record is from RefSeq and is a predicted model, not a curated record. Gene Ontology annotation, molecular function: metal ion binding; cyclic pyranopterin monophosphate synthase activity; GTP 3',8'-cyclase activity. Gene Ontology annotation, biological process: Mo-molybdopterin cofactor biosynthetic process.